UAAACACACGAGAUAUUGUUCAACGUAUUAACGGACGAAACUAAAUUGUUUUCAUGCGAAACGAAUUAAACGAUUUACACGCGACCUAUCCAAGAUUGCGGUUCUCAUUAGCAACAUUCGUCAUUCUCGAUGCGUUUUGCGAACGCGAUUAACAGGUUAUUUGUUGCAGCACAAACAGAUCAGUGUGUCAUGGUGCGUACCGCUUUUGUAUAUAAGAGAGGAUCAAGGUAUCAGGGAUCAGCAGACAAAAACUGGACUUCGGUUACGUUCGAGCUUCCCCAUUCGUUCGAAAGCGAGAACAUGAUGAGGAGUGUGGCGUCUGUCGUUUGCAUCGUCUUCCUAGUUUUGACUAUCGUCGUCGCGAAACCGGUUCCUCAGCGAAGCAACGAUGGCAUAGUGGUCGCACCGAAAAAUACUCUGUACUAUCCAUACGCGUUUUGGUUCGUCAGACCAUACUACGACCAAGAUGACAUCGAUGUUGGCAGUUUCCAGUUAGAACGAAGAUCAUCUACCAUAUCGUACGCCAACGUUGGGGCCGGUUGGGGUCGUUAAAUUCGACGCUUCUUCGAUUUAUAACCAUCGGUUUCGAUGACAUGGUCGGCAUCAUAAAUUUAUAUUUAAUCGCGUUAAAUUAAUUAUAUAUAAUUGAUAACUUAUCAGAUUGUCGACGAGAACGAUGGAACUGACACCGUAAAUUAAUAAUUAAGUUAGUAAACAGGUACAAAAUAGUUUUACAUAUAUUUUCAUAUUGCUAUAGUAUAGAUUUAAUCAACGUCAAUGCUGAUCGCGAAUUCUUAAUUGAAAAACAAUUAAACGAAC
Apis dorsata (giant honeybee) is the source of this 819-nucleotide messenger RNA. RefSeq lists its product as uncharacterized. Lineage: Eukaryota; Metazoa; Arthropoda; Insecta; Hymenoptera; Apidae. The record is from RefSeq and is a predicted model, not a curated record. The coding region runs from base 130 to 552 and encodes 140 amino acids. The transcript is spliced from 3 exons.